UUAAUUAAUUUAUCACAAAUUUCAUGUUUUUUCCAUCCGUUUUAGGGUUAGAUUUAUUUUGUUUUGGGUUAGUGUUAAUUCUCUUUGAACUUAAAAUCAAAUGGCUUUGGAUUGAGUUGGAACACGCAAUUGAGAUUUGGGACCUAGAAAAUCGGAAUCAGAAAUGAUUUCUUUUGAAUUUGAAUUGUUUUGAUCAUGAAUCGGAAUACUACUGAAUAAGUUCAUGCUGCAAAAAUAGCAGCUAUUGACAAUAUGGAGCCUUUUUAUAUUCUUCGUGUGAGCACUCCUUCCAUGUAAAGACAGAAGUAUGAGAGAUAAGCGAAAUGAAUUACCUUGCAUUAGGUGGAGUUAGGAGCACCCGUGGAACUUGUAAAUCACUUUGGGGACCUUAGAUAAGUAUGGCCAGACAUGCUUUGUGUUUCUUACCAUUUUCAAACACAAGAAGUAUACAAGUAAGACAAGAAGUAGAAGGCUAUAUUGCUCAUAUCUAUUUUUUGUGUUUGUACUUGGCAUAGGUUUUUCAAAAUCACUUGAAUUUUUGAUUUAGCAUUUGUGAAUCUUUCUGGAAUUUGGUCCGCGUAUAAUUUUUAUGAUGCAGUUUGCAAGUUUUUCCUGAUGUGUAUGCUAGUUGUGAAUUCAUUUUUCUCUUUUCAAUGUCAGCCAAAGAGGCAUCAUAUCACUGAAUCCCUUUUUGAAAGCUGAUUCUGAAAGUCAACGCUGCUAAAGAAGAAUAUGUAUUUUCCACACUUUGUCGACCACAAAAGGCUUAACACAAUGCCAACUAGAUCAAAUGUUUGGAAAGAAAAAAGCAAACGGCCAGAUCCGCCUUGUGUUGUUUGCAGAGGAAGUGGGAGAGUUGAUUGUCAUGAUUGCCGUGGAAGAGGGAGAACAAAUCACAUUCAUUUAACAAUGCUUCCGAAAGGAGAGUGGCCGAAAUGGUGCAGAAGCUGUGGUGGAAGUGGUCUUGGCUACUGUCCUCGUUGUCUUGGAACUGGCGAAUACAGGUACAUAAUGGGAUUCCAGUUCAUGGAGAGGGACACAGAUUACGUGCAAAAUAAUCAAAUACAUGAAGUUCGCAAUACGGGGGGACAGCAUUCCUCCGCAGAGGUUCUACUAAAUGACGAUGAAUCAGCUGUGAAAGGUGAAUCUUAAUGCCAUGUUUGGUAGGGAGAAUAUUUAGUAUUGGAUUCAUCAUGUUGUCCAGUCUUGCCUAGUAUGGCAUACCAAACAUACACAAAGGAAUGGUGUGAGCAGCUCUCAGAUCUUUGGGCCUCCAUUUUAUACAAUUCGGAACAAAUGCUACUCAUUGUAUAUCAGAAAAGAAAAUUACAAAUUAUAUUGACAUUUUUGUAGAAUAAUUGCAUCUCUUUCAAGUUGUGUGUCAUUAAGGCUCUCUUUCUGCUAUCAGAAGUUUAGUUGUUUUAAUGGGAACAUAUUCUUUCAGAGUCAAUGUUUGAGUUCUCAUAUGACAAAUCAAUGUACCAUGUUUGCAAACUGCAAUCCUGGUUCAUUGCAAGGCAGCAUUUCUGCUAUUGAAUC
This is a messenger RNA of Olea europaea var. sylvestris, 1539 nucleotides long. RefSeq lists its product as uncharacterized. The record is from RefSeq and is a predicted model, not a curated record. Lineage: Eukaryota; Viridiplantae; Streptophyta; Magnoliopsida; Lamiales; Oleaceae. The coding region runs from base 733 to 1152 and encodes 139 amino acids. The transcript is spliced from 4 exons.